Messenger RNA from Musa acuminata subsp. malaccensis (wild Malaysian banana), 1542 nucleotides. RefSeq lists its product as uncharacterized. NCBI's taxonomy places the organism in Eukaryota, Viridiplantae, Streptophyta, Magnoliopsida, Zingiberales, Musaceae. Gene Ontology annotation, biological process: ribosomal large subunit biogenesis. Gene Ontology annotation, cellular component: nucleolus. The record is from RefSeq and is a predicted model, not a curated record. Gene Ontology annotation, molecular function: RNA binding; GTPase activity; GTP binding.
CUCACCCGACUCCACAUAAAGAGACGCUGAGACAGCGAGCGGCUCCGAGAAGAGGCGAGAAAUGAGUAGCAGAGCCUUCGGUCUCCUGCAACAAUGGCGGAUUUCGUCGUCCAAGCCGCCUCGGGGAAGGAUUAGAGGGAUUUCUCGGCUCUCUGGAGGUUUGGAAGUGCGAACUAGCUCUUCCCUAUUUUUGAGCCAGCGUUUGCAAUCAGCAACCACUGAAGCUGCUGACAGGGAUCCUCUAAGAUCUCACAACAGGAAUGGAAACAGCAUUAUGGAUGAACCUUUGCCAAAACAUAAAACAACUGGGGCUUUUCAGCAGCUGCCUAUGGUAAUGCCAUCCGUGGAUAUACUUUCCUCAGCACAAAGGAAAGCUAGGCAUGUAUCUCCUACUAAGGGGAUUCAUAACAUAGCAAAGCGAGAGAGAAAUAGAGGUGCAAAGCAGCUUGAUGCACUAAUGAAAGAAUUAGCUGUUCCUUUAAGAAAAUACAUGGAAACCUUCCCCAACAAGCGAUAUCUACAUCCAUAUGAGAGAUCUCUUAUUGAACUGACUUUCGGUGAUGGCAACUAUGAAGAGAUCUUAGGAAGAGUCGAUGCUCUUAGGAAAAAAGUUGUUUCCGUCGGAAAGCAACAUGCAUCUCUUUGUGCUCAGUCCACAUCAAAGCGUGAAGCAGAAGAGCGACUAAAUGAGGGACUCAAGAAGCUUGAGGAAGUUUUCCAAUUUGGAAGAACUGCCGUUGAUGAUUUGUUAAAUGUUGCUAAGACACUGCGUGCUAUGCCAGUGGUGGAUCCACAGACACCUACGCUUUGUCUUGUUGGAGCGCCUAAUGUGGGGAAAUCAUCACUAGUACGGAUUCUAUCAACAGGGAAACCAGAGGUUUGCAAUUACCCUUUCACCACUAGAGGAAUUCUGAUGGGUCAUAUCAUCUUAAACUAUGAGCGUUUCCAGGUAACCGACACUCCAGGUCUUCUUACAAGACAUGAUGAUGACAGGAACAAUAUAGAAAGGUUAACAUUAGCUGUCCUUUCUUAUUUGCCGACUGCUGUACUGUAUGUUCAUGAUCUAUCUGGAGAAUGUGGGACAUCACCGGAUGAUCAGUUCACCACAUACAAACAAAUAAGGGAAAGAUUCAAAGAUCAUCUUUGGCUUGAUGUCGUCUCUAAAUGUGAUCUCUUGCAAGAAUCUCCUGAUGGCACUUCAGCUCCAGAUGAAACCGGUAGAUAUAAAAGGUUCGGACCUGACGGCUCCAUCCACGUUUCAGUAAAGAGCGAACUAGGCAUCGAUGAGCUAAAGGCCAAAGUUCGUGACCUGCUUCUCUCCCAAAUGGCUCGGAUCGGAAGUCAGAAGAACGCAGACAUAGAGGAGGCAUCAUAAAGGUUGAAUGCUCCUCUGCGUUUUGUUUGUACUAAUUAAAAUGUUUCACAAUCAUCUCAAACAUAUUAGUUUGAUUUUGUUCAAGGAUGCAUGGCAGUUUAUUGAAAUGAUGUAAUGAGAAAAAAUUCUGUAACACAAGUAUUUUUGGAUCAAUAAUUUUGAAUCAA